Botrytis byssoidea is the source of this 1584-nucleotide messenger RNA. RefSeq lists its product as uncharacterized. The transcript has 4 exons. Lineage: Eukaryota; Fungi; Ascomycota; Leotiomycetes; Helotiales; Sclerotiniaceae. The coding region runs from base 1 to 1584 and encodes 527 amino acids. The record is from RefSeq and is a predicted model, not a curated record.
AUGCGCGGAUACUCUUUCGUCGAAAAGGCAGCCAUCAUGGCGGGGUUGGCUAGCAGCGUUGAUGCUUUCUGGCGUAUGCCAUGUCUAUCUCGAACUGGACUGGCAAGAGUUGAUCCCUUGGUCAAUCCUGGGGUUUCCUCUCCACAUGCACAUGUUAUUCAUGGAUCUAGCGGAUUUGGAGAGUCUUCAGGCUACGAUGAUUUAAUGGCCGGAAACUGUACUUCAUGUCAAGUGUCUCAAGACAAAUCUGUAUACUGGACCCCCGCGCUCUAUUUCCGUGAUGAUGCUACUGGACAGUACCAAUUAGUUGAACAAGUGGGGGGUAUGCUUGCGUAUUACCUUCUUUAUGGAGAGAAUGUAACUGCUUUCCCCAGAGACUUUGCUAUGAUUGCAGGAAAUACUGAUGUCCGUAACUUCUCCGAUUAUGCUGUUCCUGAUGUUGAUAAAUCAUCCUGGGCAAGCACGUCUCCAUAUAACACCCAAGAUUUCCUCCGACAAGCUGCUGUUGGCUUCAACUGUUUGAACUAUCCCAAAAACGAGCCUGAAGGAACCCUUUACCGUCAUUUCAUGCCAGAUAAGGCUUACAUGGAUUCAAAUUGCCUCAAUGGUACCCGAAUAGAACUUAUGUUCCCAUCAUGCUGGAAUGAGACCGCAGGAGUAACUGCACCAGAUGGAAAGUCCCAUAUGGCGUAUCCUGAUCAAGUCAUGACUGGUAAUUGCCCAGCAGGAUUCGAUACUCGUCUUGUCUCGAUCUUGUUUGAAACUAUCUGGGAUACCUAUGCCUUUAAAGGUAUUGACGGAGAGUUUAUGCUUGCUAACGGUGACCCAACUGGGUACGGGUACCACGGAGAUUUCAUCAUGGGCUGGGAUGAAGAAUUUUUGCAAGAAGCUGUGGCCACCUGCACGAACCCUUCCGGGAGAAUUGAAGACUGCGCAAUAUUUGAUAUCCAAGAUAAAAGUGUUUAUGGAUCUUGCAACUUUACACUUCCAACCGCCUUGGUGGAUGAUGAUGUUGUUGGACCUAUGUCUACACUUCCCGGAAACUGCCCCGUUCAUUCAGGACCUGCUCCAGCUACUGCUAUGACUGGCGCAGCCACUACCGCCAAAACAUCAUCAGCAGCAUAUGGAACUUCACCUGCCAAGGGAUCAAGCGCGGCUACCACAACUAGCUCAUCCGCCAUCGUUCCAACCCUCUCCCACUCGGCCGGAUCAACCAUUGUCGCUUCUCUCGGACAAACAUACGUACCAGGUGGUGUUUUCGCAGCCGUCGAAUCCGGAGUUGCAUAUUCAGACUCUAGCUCAUCUACUGCCGCCGCAGACGCAACCGCAGCGGUUUCAAGCUCAGCAACUACUCUUCUCACCACCUCAUCGGCAUCUUUGUAUUCAACCUCUUACUCAACCACCACCGCGAUCUCCCCACUUAACGAAAAGGUAGAAGUCGACGAAGUAGUCUGGGUCCAGGAAGAUGUUACUAUUACCGUUACCGCCACGGCAACUACAACUGCAACUGCAAGUGGCGUUGCCAGAAGAAGACAUUUGCACGAACAUCAACAUGCAAAGAAAAGAGGAGGUCACUUCGCCUAG